UUCCGUAGUGAAAAGAAAGUGACCCUUAAGAUGACCCGUAACUCAAAGGAAAUCAACCUGUCUGGGCGACUUGAAGGACAAACCAUUGUUUUCGAAGGCACAACUCCAUUCAGUGGAUGGGAAACCCUUAAGGCCUCAUUCUUCAUUUCCAGUUCUGCUGUUAAAGCCUUUGUGUCCAGGAAUGACCGUAAGGUUGAGGUUACAGGAACACUGCACAUCAGAAAAGUCAAGGGAAAGAUUAAUCUCACCAUUAAUACUCCAUAUGCUGGCUAUGAAACCGUUUCUGUUGACACAAACUACAGCUUACAGGGCCAAGUGAAAACAGUGGAGUUUGAAGCCAAAUUUGGCUCACAAGAACUCUCCUUAAAGGGAGACAUCAAGACAAACAACAUUUUAGCUCCUGAGAUGACUCUCAAUAUCAUUACUCCAUUUGAAGCUAUAAGAACUCUUGGUGGAGAAGCUCACUGGGACCUGAGAAACCUUGUCAAGACUGCCGAAGUGAAGGCUUUCCGCAAUGAUCGCCACUACCACUGGCAGCUAGAGACAGCUGCUGAUAGUCCCCUAAAGGGUUAUGCCAAUUCCAAGAUCACAACUCCCAUUGCUGGAUGGACAACAGUCAGUUUGGAAGGAAACUUUGAUUUCACCUCCAUGCCUUACAGGGCACUUUUUACUUACAACAAAGAAGCAGUUAUCAGAACAUUUGAAGUACAAGUCAGUGUAGCAGAAAAUGCAGUAUCUGGUGAAAUUACAACACCAAUCUCUGGAUGGGAGAAGAUUGCUGUGAGUGGCGACUAUUCUCUGGCCAACAACCUUCUGACCGGAAAUGUGGAGAUCACCAAGAGUUCUGACAAAUAUCAUCUCAAUGGGGAUAUUGCUUUUAAUACUCAGAAGCCUAAGGUAAAUAUUGGCAUCAGGACACCUCUAGCAAAUGCUGCUAAUAUUGAGCUGGUUCUUGAUGCUAAUCUAGUCGAUACAGAAAAGAAUUUCCAUAUUACCUUCAAAAGGAAUGACAUUACUUACUCUGCAGAUUUCACAGGCCAAAUUAUCUAUAAGACAGGAUUCAUGAAGCUGCAUACAACUUCGCCCAUUCCAGGUUUUACAUCCCUGGAUGUUGAUGCCAAAUACGACUUUACUGGAGAUGUGAAAACUGCUGAAGCCAAUCUUAUGAAGGAAGGAAAUAACCAGCAUAUCUCACUGACUUCCACAGUCUAUGACAACAAUUUCCAUGUUGAAGUUGAAACACCAUUUGCUGGUUUUGAAUCUGUGAAGAUGGAUGGUGAUUACACAUACCUCAAUAAUAAACACAGUGUCUCAGCUUCAUUUGAGAAGAAUAGUCUGAAGUAUAACUUCAAUGCUGAGAUUUCACUCAAUACCAACUCUGUUACCCUGAUGCUGACAACCCCAAUAGUAGACAUUAAGCAUGUUGUCAUUAAUGGCAAUUACCAAGCCAUUGAGAAUGGAAUGGAAUGCUCCCUUGUUGUUGAAAGAAACCAGGAUAAGUUUGAGUUUGAUACUCGUGGAUAUUUCACACCCAAGAAAUCAGACCUCCACCUCUCACUAGAGACACCUGUUGAGGGCUGGAGGAAGCUAGAGCUGGAUACCCAUUAUGAUAUUAUCUCUGACAAGAAGUCUGCUGAGAUCUCUUUCCAAGGAGAUUCACUGAUGAAAAAGCUGUAUGUUGAGGGUAGCUAUAAUCUGAAAUAUGGAUCUUUUAAGGUUAUGACUCCUAUUGAGGACUUCAGAGUCCUGGGUGCUGAAUAUACACUAAACCUUGAUGAAUACAACAAGAAAUUGGAUGCUUCUGUUAAGAUCAGUCAAAAUUCCAAUGAAUGGGCCUUCGAGGCAUAUGGACAGUACAGUGAUGAUAACAUUGUUAUAAAGUUCCAGACACCAUUUGAGGGCUUUGACACUAUUGCUGUAGAAGGCAACCUAAAUUAUGAAAACAGAUCUGGAAGAGGUGUCAUCCUGUUUGGGUCUUAUAAGUUUACCACCAGCAUUACUUAUGCAAAUGACAACAUGUCCUUUGAGCUGACGACUCCCUUUGAUGCAAUGAAGACUGUGUCCCUUUCAGCCCAGUACAGCUGGACCACCAGCCAAAAGAGCUAUACUCUAAACAUCAUUUACAAUGACAAGAACUUCGUUCUCUCCAGCUCUCUGCAGCUCUCUACAAGGGCCUCUGACAUCACCUUCCAGGCCGGAACUCCUUUCAAGGGUUUCCAGAACACUUUCAUUGAAAUUAAGUAUGAUGUUGAUAACAGAGAGGAGCUCCUUGCAUCCCGUGUCAGUGUAGAUGAUCACAAAUACAGCUUUGUUGUAGGUGGAUUUAUUGAAGACAAGCUAGCCAUGUUCAAGUGGAACCUUAACUCUCCUUUCAGUGGCUGGACUGAUGCCAAGUUUGUAGCAAAGAUUGAUCUUUCCAGUGAAAAUAAAAACAUUGAAAUCUCCCUUGAGAAAGAAGGAGACCUUAAAGCUAUUGCAGUCUCUGGCAAGUUCAUUGGCAGUACAUUGGACUUUAAUCUGCAAACUCCUUUCAGAGGGCUCAAUAAUUUCAACGUGUUUGGAUCUCUUAACCGGUCCAAGAGGUCUCUUGAAAUGAGAAUGAUGAAUGAUGCAGGACAAGUAUCUUUAGCUGGCAAUUUCAAUUCCCUCAGAUUCAACAUGAAGACUCCAUUUGAAAGAGCAGAACAGAUCUCCUGGGAGAUCACCAAGACUGGUGAAGGCUCCUACAAAGCUGAAUGGAGGAGGAAUGAUAAUUAUGCAAUACUUACAAUAGAAAAGGACACAAUUAAGCAAUCCUUUGAUUUGAAUAUAAAGAGUGAAUUUCAGGGAUGGGAGAUCCUGGCUCUUACUGGAAGACUGGACGAAGGGACAAAACAAGCCUACCUCAGUGGAGCCAUUAAUGAACAGAAGAUCACCAUCUCUGGAUCAGGUUCUGUCAGUAACAAAGUGAAAUACAGUAUGACAAUUGAAACUCCCUAUGAAAAUUACAGGGAAGUAAAAGUGCAACUUAAUUAUGCAAAAAGAAAGAACACAAUGAAAUUGGAAGCCUCUUCAUCCUCUUCUGAUUUCCAUCUUCUGUGGUCAUACUCAGGAUCAGGCCUUGAAGCUCACCUUAUUGUACCUAAUUCACAGCAGAACACUGAAAUCUCCAUGAACAUCGCCCCUACUCAAGGAAAAAUAACCAUAACAUCACGAUUUGAACUUAUCAAGGGACUACCUCCAGGAAUACCAUGUUAAUCUUGAUCAGUAUGUUAU
Messenger RNA from Penaeus monodon (black tiger shrimp), 3255 nucleotides. RefSeq lists its product as uncharacterized. The record is from RefSeq and is a predicted model, not a curated record. NCBI's taxonomy places the organism in Eukaryota, Metazoa, Arthropoda, Malacostraca, Decapoda, Penaeidae.